This is a messenger RNA of Pieris macdunnoughi, 243 nucleotides long. The record is from the annotation of a GenBank genome assembly. Lineage: Eukaryota; Metazoa; Arthropoda; Insecta; Lepidoptera; Pieridae.
AUGGAAUAUGAAGAUCGUAGAGGACACCGGGCGGUGACGGACCCUCGUGAUGGGCGGCGUGUUGCCCUCAAGAAGCUGCCCAAUGUGUUCCAGUCGCUCGUCUCCUCCAAGCGCGUCUUCCGCGAGCUAAAAAUGCUGUGCUUCUUCAAACAUGAAAACGUACUCUCGGCGUUGGACAUCCUUCAGCCGCCAAGUCUCGACUUCUUCCAAGAAAUGUAUCCUUUUAUAAUAGGUAGAUUCUAG